UUUCGAUAGGUUAUGUUUAAUUACAAUUAUAUUUUUAAAACAUUUUUUUAACAGAAAAUAAUCAGAAAUGGAUUUAAUUAACGACGACAAGCCACGUAUAAUAUUAAAUGAAUACAAAGUGACACAGAACCUUCCCCAAAGAAAAACUGUAAUCGAUGAAUUAUUCGAUGUUAAAAAGUUCACUGAAAAAUUUCGAAUAGUGAUUAUUCGGAAUGAGAAUUACGAAAUGGAAUUUGAUAUGAUUGGAAUUCAUCCAUUUUUAGCAAAUACUUUUCGCAGACUAAUGCUUAGUGAUGUACCAAGUAUGGCUAUUGACAAGGUGCAUGUAUUAAAUAAUACUUCUAUAAUUCAGGAUGAGGUCUUAGCACAUCGAAUUGGCUUAAUACCUUUAAAAGCAGAUCCAAGACUAUUUGAAUAUAAAUCUGAAGAUAGUGCAGAAAAUACUGAACAUGAUUCAUUAGAAUUUGAAUUAAAAAUUAGGUGCAGUAACAAUAAGGAUCAAAGUACUAAGAACUCUUCGAGAACUGAAGAUCUCUAUAAAAAUAGCAAUGUUUGUUCCAGCCAUAUUAAAUGGGUGCCUAUUGGUACACAAAAAGAAAGAUUUAAAGAAAUAGAUGUAGGCCCUAUCCAUUUCAAUAUUCUGAUAGCAAAAAUGAGACCAGGACAUGAAUUGGAUUUGAAACUAAUUGCAACCAAAAGUACUGGUAGAGAUCAUGCAAAAUUUUCUCCAGUUGCUACCGUAUUCUACAGACUAUUACCUGAUAUAAAAAUAAUUAAAGAAGUGGAAGGAGAAGCAGCUGAGAGAUUGGCAAAGUGUUUUUCACCAGGGGUAAUCGCUGUUAGACAUGAGAAAGGAAAGAAAAAAGCUGUCGUUCAAAAUCCCAGAUACGACACUGGAAGCAGAAACGUUUUUCGAUAUGAUGACCUGCGAGAUUCCGUAAUAAUGUCAAAAAUCCAAGACCACUUUAUAUUUACGAUCGAGUCGGUCGGAGCUCUUCAACCAGAGGCAAUAUUUCGGGAAUCUAUAAAGAUCUUGAAAAACAAAUGUUUACACUUAUUGGAAGAGUUAAAUAGUAGUUAAAACAGAUGUUGUUAAAAAUCAUUUUUAUUAAUUUUUGCAACAAUAUUGUAAAACAUUAAAAAACAUUAGAUUGACCGCGAAGUCAUUAGAUCAUAAAACUAUACAUUACUACAGAACGCAUUUUAAACAUAUAUUUUACUUAUAAUUACUUUUUACAAUGUUUUUAUCUUAUUAUUAAAUAUUAAUUAUGUCCAAAUUAUCAACUUAUUUUUAUUUAAAUUGUGAUCACCAUAAGUCUAACAACUCUGCGGACAGUCUGUACAAUAAUUGACUAUUAAAUUAAACUAAUAAAAUUGUUUUAUAGUUUACAUAAAUGAAA
Molecule: messenger RNA, 1400 nt
Organism: Aethina tumida (small hive beetle)
Lineage: Eukaryota; Metazoa; Arthropoda; Insecta; Coleoptera; Nitidulidae
Gene: Polr1C
Product: DNA-directed RNA polymerases I and III subunit RPAC1
Exons: 6
Coding region: 68-1081 (337 amino acids)
Biological process (GO): DNA-templated transcription
Cellular component (GO): RNA polymerase I complex; RNA polymerase III complex
Molecular function (GO): protein dimerization activity; DNA binding
Source: RefSeq, a predicted model, not a curated record